GCACCGCACCUUGGGUCAUUUCCUGACUAUUGCCUGGCCUCGGAAAAAUUUGCAAUCUCGCUUUCUCUCUCUCUUUCUCGCUCCUUGAUAUCAUCGAGGAUGUAUCUCUCUUGCAAUGCCUGGCAGCCAUGCUACCAUUAAACCGCAUGGAUGAGGAUCCGGGCGAUGAUAUCGCCUAUCGCAUAUGGAUUGGGACUAUUGUUACAGUGGUGCCGGCUACUGUUAUUACUGCGUUGCGGUUUAUCGCGCGGACUGUUUCGCGGGUUGGGCUUUGGUGGGAUGAUUAUACUAUUGCGGUUGCUCUUGUGAUCAAUUGGGGAAUGGCCGCUACACGAUGGGCACAAGUUCUGAUGUAUGACUAUGGCCGACAUACUCAAUACGUAGCGUCCGAAAAAGUCAUAAACUUUCAAAUAAGCUUCAUCGCGGUACAAAUAACAUACUUCUGCAAUGCCGUCUUCAUCAAAGCUUCUCUGCUGCUUCUCUACCACCGAAUUUUCGGCGUCGUUUCGGGAUUUCGCUGGGCCCUAGGAAUCUCAGCGUUCCUAGUCACGGCAUACUUCGUCGCUUGCGUUAUCGUCACCAUUGCCGGUUGCUCGCCUGUCUCGUACUAUUGGUAUAGACACCAAGAAGGGUCAUGCAUCGACGAAGUGAACUUUUACCGAUGGAACGGCAUCGUCAACAUGCUUCUGGAUGUGUUGAUUCUGUGCUUACCGUUCCCAAUGACAUGGCGUGUAAAGACAUGUCUUCGACAAAAGUUAAUACUAACGGGGAUAUUCCUCCUCGGUGGAUUCGUCUGCAUCGUCUCCAUCCUCCGCAUAAUAGCCUUCGACUUCUCCGACGCCAAUGACCCCAUGUACAGCACAAUCGACACAGCAACAUGGUCCUCCAUCGAGCAAUCCGUCGGCAUAAUCUGCGCCUGUCUCCCAACUCUCCGCCCCAUGUUCCGCCAACUAUACGACGCCUCGCGCCAUUCUACAGAUAAAGAAAGCGGGUCUAGAUCGCGCACGCUUUCGUAUUCUUUGCCUAUACGCUUGUCGCAAUUGGGAUCGUCGCAGGCUGAGGCUGAUGGGAGUACGGUUUGUUUUGCGAGGUUGCCUACUGCUACUACUGCUGCUACGGAUGGAUCGAGGUCGAGGGCUUCAUCAAUGCCGCAGACGAGGAUGGGGUAUGGGGGUGGGGGUUGAUAAGUAUGGGUAUGCGCCGUCGAUACCGUCGGUUGCGACGGAGGGGAGGAGUCGGGCUGGGUCGAGUGGGUUGGGGGAGGAGGCGCAACAGUGUGCAUGAGUUAUGUUUAAAGGGCGGUUUACUGGGAUUAUUGGGAUAUAUGGCGUUAUUAUAGAGGACAUGGGUUUGGGUGUUAUAGAACUAUUGCGGUUAAUGAUUUAUGAUGGUUGGGUAGAUGUGUUUUUGCAUUUCGGAUGUCAGUGCUGAAGGAUCCGAAAUAUAGAUUUAACAAUGCCCUGUGCGAACACCGGGCCAAUGCGAUCCUCUUCCGAUCGAUU
Molecule: messenger RNA, 1502 nt
Organism: Aspergillus glaucus CBS 516.65
Lineage: Eukaryota; Fungi; Ascomycota; Eurotiomycetes; Eurotiales; Aspergillaceae
Exons: 4
Coding region: 129-1184 (351 amino acids)
Source: RefSeq, a predicted model, not a curated record